Molecule: messenger RNA, 1742 nt
Organism: Cuscuta campestris
Lineage: Eukaryota; Viridiplantae; Streptophyta; Magnoliopsida; Solanales; Convolvulaceae
Source: the annotation of a GenBank genome assembly
GGAAUCCCUGUCUUCUUCUUCUUCGACCGGGUCGUCUUCUCCCAUCCCUCAGACCCGGUCGAUUCCAAGCUCUAGCAUCCCUGAACCGCGGCCGGUAAAUCAGAUGCCCGGUCAAGUAUUUCAGGAGAGGGAUGCACCGGUCGAAGACGAGCCGGCUCCCUAUGACCCUGACGAUGAAACGUAUGAGGAAUGGGUGGACCGGCUAGAUGCAGCCGGUUAUUCUCCCCUUCCUACCAGCUACCCCGCUGACAUAGUCCCCCGGGUUUCCAAGAUUGCUCAGAACAAAGCCCGUAGGAAUCUCCCUGCAGGGUAUGUUCUUGAAUAUGACCCCACCUGGCCUAAUAUUAUUGAACCCCACCGGGAUGAUAGGUUAGGUUUCCAUAUAGUUUCUCUAGAGAGCGGUACUGUCUUCCCCCUUCGUCCCCUUUUGAUCGAGUUGUGCCGCUGUUUCAAAAUCCUUCCCGGGCAAAUUACGCCCAACGCCCACCGGUUCCUCAAUGCUUUUGUAAAUAUCUGCGUUGAGCUCAAAAUCGAUCCUUCCCUUCGUCUGUUUCUUUUCUUGUUUGAAGUCCUCCCCGGUAAAUCGGGUUGUGACGGUUAUGUCUACUUCAGAGGCCGCAACGGCCGUCAAUUUAUCUCAGACCUUCCCCAAAGCAACCGGCAGUGGAAGGAGAGAUUUGUCUUUAUAAAAUUCCCCAACGAUUCUCCCUUGGCCGGUAUAAAGUGGAACGAUCACAUCCUCAAGUCUCAAUACGCUGAGCCGGCUAGCGCUCCAGACUUGGAGGAAAGUUUGGAGAAACUUCUACAGGGGGACCCCUUCACCGGGCAGAUGUUCCACUAUGGGGCCUGGAUCUGGAGGAUCCAACCGGGUGGUAAGGGUACCCCUCGGGCCCAUGAGGCAGCGGGGCACGGGGUACCCUCCUCGGGCAAUACUGCUGAGGCCGGGGGCCCAAGCCACCCAGACAUGAAUUUCAGGGCCUACAACAUGCCGAAGACUACUGGUGGAUCUUCUUCAGCGGCCGGUCCACAUACCUCAGCAGCACAACCGAUGGGUGAAGUUAGGCCGGACGUCUUGGAGCAACUCACUGAAGAUUCCUCUUCCCGGUUAGCCCAACUGGAGGAGAAGCUGAAGAGAUGUGAGGCUCAUAACCGGGACCUCAAGGAGCUGACUUCCCGGCAGUCAAAUGAGAUGGCUGAUCUUUCUGCAAUUGCCGAGGGGGCCAAGGCAGAGACCCUUCAGCUGAAGGAGGAGAACUUAAAGCUGAUGGAGGAUCUUGAGCUGAAGGAGCGGGAGUUCCCCGGUAGGGCCAGGCAGUGGAUGGAGGACAACCUGGUGGAAGCUGCCCGGGUACUCACUUCUUCUGAGGAAAGGACGGUGGAAGGCUUCAAGCUGCUGUACCGGGAGGAGCAGGGAAAAGAAAUCAUCACCCAAAUCGGCUCCUACGGUUUUAUGUCCGGCCAAAAACGGGACCAGGAGGCCACGCAUGCGGUCCUUGCUGAACGUGACCCGGACUUUAAUGCUGAAUCAUACGGCCUGGCCCUCAUCCCGGACGAUGAACCUGCUCCCCCUUUCCCCUUAGAGUGAGGAAUCUCCCCGGCUGCGACCGGUUAAGUCAUUUUGUAAACUUGAAAUUCUCCCGGGUAUGCCCGGUGAAUUUGUAAGCAUUUGACAUCUCCUAUUUUGUUUGAAUGCCAAGUUCUAUUUGCUCACCGGUUAAUCUUCCAUAUGUGCUUGAUCCUUG